Acanthamoeba castellanii str. Neff is the source of this 192-nucleotide messenger RNA. RefSeq lists its product as uncharacterized. NCBI's taxonomy places the organism in Eukaryota, Discosea, Longamoebia, Acanthamoebidae. The transcript has 2 exons. The record is from RefSeq and is a predicted model, not a curated record. The coding region runs from base 1 to 192 and encodes 63 amino acids.
AUGCUCAAGGUCAUUGAGCGGACCCACCUCAGUUCCUUCGGGUGGAAGCUGCCGGAGAACGUCGACAGCGCAUUAGUCAACGAUCAAACAUCAACAGAGCGGGAUACACACCGCUUCCACGUGGAGCCCAUAAUUGCCAUCGUCGGGUCCCACAUUGCCAUCGUCGACCAGCCGUCCGCGCCCCGUGAUUGA